This is a messenger RNA of Hippocampus comes (tiger tail seahorse), 4416 nucleotides long. RefSeq names its product glucokinase (hexokinase 4) (gene gck). The transcript has 10 exons. Gene Ontology annotation, biological process: intracellular glucose homeostasis; glucose 6-phosphate metabolic process; glucose metabolic process. The record is from RefSeq and is a predicted model, not a curated record. Gene Ontology annotation, cellular component: mitochondrion; cytosol. Bases 1540 to 2919 code for a protein of 459 amino acids. NCBI's taxonomy places the organism in Eukaryota, Metazoa, Chordata, Actinopteri, Syngnathiformes, Syngnathidae. Gene Ontology annotation, molecular function: fructokinase activity; ATP binding; D-glucose binding.
UACCACCACCCAAGUUCCUCAAAACUGUCUGGAAGUCAUUCUUCACGGCCUCAUGUAGUCUCCCACACCCAAGUUGUUUCCUCAGUGACCAACAACACUGAAUUCUGUUUGGCCUGGCAGUACCCAUCAUAUGCCUCAGAAUCCCAAUGACCUAAAAUACCCGAUAUAAACCUUUCUUCAUCUUGACAGCAUCCCUCACUUCCGGUGUCCACCAACAGGUUCGGGGAUUGCUGCCACCACAGUCACCAACCACUUCAAACCCGCAGCUUUGGUAGGCCGCCUCAACAAUGGAGACGCGGAUGGUCAAGGUCCUCACCUUCAGCUGCUGCCCAGCUCACACUGCACUCCCAAGCCCCUUUGCGCCUUCCAUGAGCGGUGAGCCCAUGGGAAAGAGGACCGACAUCGUCUCCUUGAUCUGUGCCUGGCCAAGUCACGUGGGUGCAUACCAGUCGCCAGGCCCUUGUCAUUGAGCCCCAUCAGACCUUGUCUGGACCCUCACCUUGGUCUUGUUUGCUCUGGGUGACACUAUCAGGCGACACAAAGCACCUCAACAAUUUAGCUUCUAGGCUCAUCAAGGACACAAAAACACCUUGACCACGAUAAGGUGCCAGCUGAAUGGUAAAUCAUCAAGAAUUUCCAGGGAUUGUCUUUUUAUAACAAGUUUAAUUAAUAAUGAUGGAAUGAUUAUUCACCUCCCCCCAAAAAUCAUAAUCAUCCCUCUUUGUAUGAUGAGUUAGCCUAGUUAUUAUUUGUAAAAUUGUGUGUCUGUCAACUUUUUUUCCCCUCCCAAAGCGUAGCAAUUGAUGUUUUCUCCGGUAGCUUUGCUCCAUUUAACAAUUUCCUGCUGGCCACUUACCUCAGCGGUGAGUGUUUUCGACGGCACACGUGUGCCUAUAAUUCGUUUCCAAGGCAACACUUGGAUGAUGGUUUUGGGUGCAAAUGUUUGACAGGCCAGCUGGGAAGGCGGCAAUCAUCCUUCUUUUCCUAGAACUCGAGCUUGGCUUGCGUCGACAGCGUGGAAAAAAAACUUGAAACGGCAGCUUGUUUGGUUUAUUUCUUUUUAUGUGUGUUCCAAAAUGCAUCUCUGGAUUUAAUGGAUGGGAUACAAAUUCAUUUUCACAAUAGGAGAAUUUUUCGGGACUCAUCCAGUGUGGAAAAACUCUCAAAUUGGAAUAAGAGGGAUGGAGAUGAAUAGACUGCCAAUUCUAUCAUAUGAUAUUUCUCAGAAUGGAGGUGAUGAUCUUCCCACGUUGAUUUAACACGAGACAUCAGUGCGGAUAAAUCCAUUACUCGUUCAUCCUGCUUUAAAGAUCUCAUGUGGGUUUUUUUGUUUGUUUUUUUAAGAAUACGCUAGUCAUGUAAUUGUGCUUUGACUUCCUGCUGUUCAAAAUGUAGUAAGUCCAUUCCACCCCCUACACCCACACCACAAGCGCAACUGAAUCUCAAGACAGGACAGUUCAAAUUUAAUAACAAGCAUACGAAAAUCUUUGGAGGGCAGCUGAGAACCAAUGAUCGGCAGGACGUCCUCAUCAUCGUACAAUGGAUAAGGUUGAUCAAAUCUUGUCCGAGCUCAGGCUGCAGAAGGAUGAGCUGCAAGAGAUCAUGAAAAGGAUGCGGCGUGAGAUGGACAGAGGCUUGCGUUUAGAGACGCACGAGGUGGCCAGCGUCAAAAUGCUGCCCACUUACGUUUGCUCCACCCCCGAGGGAUCAGUUUGCGUUUGGGCAGAGGUGGGUGACUUCCUGGCUCUGGACCUGGGGGGGACCAACUUCCGGGUGAUGCUAGUCAAGGUGGGAGCUGAUGAAGAGAGGAGCUGGAAGGUCGAGACCAAGAACCAGAUGUAUUCCAUUCCUGAAGAUGCCAUGACGGGAACUGCAGAGAUGUUGUUUGACUACAUCGCAGAGUGCAUGUCUAACUUCUUAGACCAGCACAACAUCAAGCACAAGAAACUUCCUCUGGGUUUUACUUUCUCUUUCCCGGUGCGUCACGAGGACAUCGACAAGGGAAUCCUACUCAACUGGACCAAAGGUUUCAAGGCCUCUGGGGCAGAGGGGAACAAUGUCGUGGGGUUGCUCAGAGACGCUAUCAAGAGACGAGGGGACAUUGAGAUGGACGUCGUUGCCAUGGUGAAUGACACAGUGGCCACCAUGAUUUCGUGCUACUACGAAGACCGCAGCUGUGAAGUGGGAAUGAUUGUUGGUACGGGUUGUAACGCUUGUUACAUGGAGGAGAUGAGCACGGUGGAGCUGGUGGAAGGCGAGGAGGGCCGCAUGUGUGUCAACACGGAGUGGGGGGCAUUUGGAGAUAACGGCGAGCUGGAGGAGUUCAGGCUGGAGUACGACAGGGUGGUGGACGAGACCUCCAUCAACCCUGGACAGCAGCUCUUUGAGAAGCUGAUCAGCGGCAAGUACAUGGGCGAGCUGGUGAGGCUCGUCAUGAUGAAGCUGGUCAACGAGAACCUGCUGUUCAACGGCGAGGCCUCGGAGAUGCUCAAGACGCGCGGCAGCUUCGAGACCAGACAUGUCUCGCAGGUGGAAAGUGACUCGGGUGACAGGAAGCACAUCUACAAUAUUUUGUCAUCAAUGGGUGUGCUCCCGUCCGAGCUGGACUGCGACAUCGUGGGUCUGGUCUGCGAGAGCGUCUCUACUCGCUCUGCCCACAUGUGUGCCGCCGGCCUCGCUGGCGUCAUCAACCUGAUGAGGGAACGACGUGGCCUGGAGGCACUCAACAUCACCGUGGGUGUGGAUGGCUCCGUUUACAAGAUGCACCCAUGCUUUCGUGACAGGUUCCACAAAAUAGUCAGAGAGCUGACGCCACAUUGUGAGAUUACCUUCAUCCAGUCGGAAGAAGGAAGCGGUCGAGGGGCGGCUCUCAUUUCAGCGGUGGCCUGCAAGAUGGCGGCCAGCAUGCUGGCGCGGUGAAAGGUGGACCUGGCAAGACCGUUGAAUUUGACUGUUGACAUCUCCAAAAAAAAAAAAAAAAAGUAUGCUGCAUCCAUAUUUGUCUUUUGAGAGCACAGGAAGACGGCAACUAGGAAGGUUCACGGGAUUUCCAUCAUAGUGAAAUAUCUGUUGAUAUAUCUCAAGGCACGACAGUAUACAUAUUUGCAAAACAAUACACAGUUAACUUGCUAACUCAAUCACAUCGCUAUUUUCAGGACCACCAUAUGCUCAUCAAAUGCUGCUUGUAGAAAUAAAAGUAUGGAAGCUUGACCGACAUGCAUUUCUAACGACAUAACAUCAACUUAACACAAUAUAAAUUAAGUUCAAUGGAAAAUCUCCACUUUUUCGUGUAAAACGGGCAAGUCUGAAAGGCACCGUAUCGUGAUAUUAACUCAGAUUGUCCGGUAGUAGCCACUUCUUUUUUUUUUCUUCAGAAGAAAUUAAGAUGGCAGUUCAUUUUUUUUUCUACUGAUUUAUGGACUAGUGACUGGUUGAUAUCUAAAAAUAAGCUUCGAUAUUAUUAUACAUAUGUUGAAGAAAACAAUCUGACUGAAUCAAACACGUUGCUGUCUUGUGGAGUCAUAUUCAUUUUCAGUCAAUACCGCUUUCUGGAAAAUGUAAUUGACAGUCGCUGUCUGUGGAGUAUUGGGUAAUUUCCAUUGGCAUAUAAGCAUAAUACCGGUGCAUCUCAAUAAGAAUAUUGUGCGGAAUUUUUUUUUCAGUAGUUCUGCUCAAAAAGUGAACCUCAUAUGUCGAGUCAUCAAAAAAAAAAAAAAAUCCUGUAAUAUUUCACUUUGUGUUUAUAAAGUGGAAUUUUUCAUGAUUUAAUUCUUUACAAUUUUGAUGACUGUAGUUUACAGCUAACGAAAAAGGCUUAAAUCACCAUGUUUCCAAAUUAUGAAAUUAGAGACCAUCAAAGUACAAUGUACAAAUUGGGAAGGAAACGACCUGAAAAGGAAAGCAUUUGACUUUGUACUGACUGAAUCAUGAGUUUCAUUUAUUUGAAUUGAACUACUGAAAUAAAUGAACUUUUCUACGAUAUUCCAAUUGAGUCAUUCUCAAAGCUUUUUCACCAAGUGCAACCUAAAAAAUUUUUUAAAAAACUGAGCGCUCCAAGUACCACCAUCAUGACCAACAUUAAAAUACAGUAGCAUAGUAGGUCUAAGUGUUCAUGAAAAUCAUAUUAUGAUUGUGCAUUACUUUACCAUUAUGCACAGUUGAAAACAUUAACACUGUGCCUAAAUAGAGGAAAAUUGUACAAAAAGUGAACUACAACCCGACGACCAUCAGUGGUACUACUGCCACACUUUGAGAAUCGCUGUGUAGUGCAGAAUACAGCAUGCAGUCAAUUAUAGGUUGGAGCAACAAUAGCAAUAAUGUAACAAUACAGUUUGGGCUACAGCCUUGGUAGAAAAUGGUCUACAAUGCAUCAAGAAAAUCUGUGUCAAGAUGAAAAAUAAAAGUUCCAUAAGUACA